This is a messenger RNA of Anneissia japonica, 1997 nucleotides long. RefSeq lists its product as uncharacterized. The record is from RefSeq and is a predicted model, not a curated record. The transcript is spliced from 2 exons. Lineage: Eukaryota; Metazoa; Echinodermata; Crinoidea; Comatulida; Comatulidae. The coding region runs from base 236 to 1555 and encodes 439 amino acids.
AUAAAAAUAUUAUGGGUAAUACCAACUUUUGUAUUACUCAUUAUUCAUCAAAACCCUCAUGCAACUAAUCAGGAAAUAACAUUCUCAAAUCUACUAUAAAACGGUUACAGUAUAACUGCUUUUGAAAUCUUUAGGAGAUCAGCUCUCGGGUCAACUUUACUCACCAGUUCCAGACCUGUCUUUCAAUAAAUGUAAUCUUCCUACUCCAUGAACAAUAUUUUUAUAGCAGUUCAACAUGUCAUACUUCCACAUCGGAGUAAUCCUAGCAACAGCUGCCAUUCUCCAGGUUUCAACUUAUCCGGUGGUAGUUUUUCCUGAGUAUUUUAUUACUGAUGUUGGCACUGAAUCUGUUACCACCACCUGUACUGUAUCACUGGAUCAAGUGUCAAAACCAUAUUCUGAAUAUUCGAUUCGUUGGGCGCAUGGUCGUACAUUAGGUACCAAAAUAGUUGCUAAUAAUGGUACAGUGGUUAAUCAAAAUAAGUAUAGUCUUCAUGAAAUGUCAUCCAUUGCAAGCGACGCCACCAUUACCCAAAGUUUGACGGUACAUGGAAUUGAAGAAGAUGACACUGGUGGAUACUGGUGUAAUCCCGUUUUUUUUAGCAAUGAUAGUGUACCUUUUGGACGGUCCGCAAUUUUUAAAAUGGUUGUAAGGAAUGUCAUCCCUCUAAUUAGCUGUGACUACAAACCUUGGUCUCGAGAGUUGACAUGUUUCUGUCAUCCAGGUGAUCCACCACUAACACUGCAAUGGUUUGACAAAGACGGCAAUGUACUGGGAGAAGGAACUCAAUCGGGAUAUACUAAUUAUGUAUCCGUUGAGCAUGCAGUACCCACUGAGUCUUCUAUAGGCGAACAGUUCACCUGUGUAGCUACUAGUCCAGGAACAGUAACAACACAGGAAUGCAUAGGUACUCAAAUCAUGCCAACUGCGGAUACUAUAGAAUUCUCGUUUAUUUAUCAUCAGUCAACUAUGGAUGGGUUACCAGCUACAGAGGUGGUUCCAAUGAUAUCAAACUUCAAUGACGCAUCUGGUAAUAGUUACGUUACCUCACCAUCAACGACACAUGUAGGCUACAACCAAAAUAUCCAAACAGAGUUUUUUUCCACACCAAGCUCCAAUGACGAAUCUGGAAAUAGUUACCUUUCCACAUCACCAACACUACCAUACAGCAUACAAAAUAUCACAACAUAUACUUUUGGAGCAACUAAUGCUGGGAAUGUGCACACGCUAACACCCAAUCAAAUUUACUUAUCAAAAGACUUAAUUAUUGUCAUAUCUGUCAUUGGUAUGAUGAUUAUUGUAAUGAAUAUGGCGUUAAUGUACAUAAUCAUAAGAAAAAAUAAACACACAUGUGAUACUGGGAUGUCAAUGGAACCAUAUCGUCAGCAACAUGGUGAUUCCACACAUCAACAUCAAGCUGCUCCAUCAGAAGAUAUUGAUGGUUACUUCAGUUAUAUCCCCAGCCAUCACGAUCAGUUGGGAGCAUCAGGUGCUCCCUCACAAGAUAAAGAUGGUUACAUCAACUAUAACCCCCAUUACGAUGAGUGUGUGUGAAUCAUCUAUACGAAAGCAGUAAGCCUAAGUUAACUUUAAAGGAAUUAAUUUACUUUAAUAACAGUGUUACAAUAUGUGGCCCACAUGUCCUGGUAAUCCAAGAUAAAGUGAUACAGCCACCAAAAUACAAUAUUUUCAAAUUUAUUCGUUUAUUUUUAUUUCAAAGAAUACAGACAAUUUAAGUGACUAAUUAUAGGCUUAAAUACUUUAUGCACCAAUUAAAAAGUAAUUAAUAAUUUUUGUUUAAAUGGUCUUUUUAACUAAGGUAAGCACAUUCAACGGGUAUCUAAAUUAUCCCUCCGCUGGCGCCACCCAGGUGAUAAUUACAAAAUAAUUUUACUACUUAGAUGGUAAUAAGAUUAUUAUAAAUAAUAUAACCAUGUUAUAAUUUUAUCUUUUUUAGAUGUUUAUUUCGCAUAUAAUCUUAGCGUCCUUAAUUUUU